GAAGAUUCCACAAGGGGCGGGGUCAAUGACGCGACUCUCUUGGUUUGUGAAAAGACGCCAUUUUCUUGUUAGCUGUGAAGUUGAUUGCUUGGAGACACAUCUAGAAGCCGCGUCUCUGAGGGAAAAUGGGGGGCUUUAUGUCGAUCUUCAGCAAGCUCUUUGGGAAGAAGGAGAUGAGGAUCCUCAUGGUGGGUCUGGACGCCGCGGGGAAGACCACCAUCCUGUACAAACUCAAACUGGGAGAGAUCGUCACCACCAUCCCCACCAUCGGUGAGUCCCGCCCCCAUCCCGCGUGCCGCAGAGCAGAUGCCCCGGUGGCGGUGAUGCCCCAGGCCAGCCGCAGGGUGCUGCCCCAGGCCAGCGCAGGGUGCUGGCCAUUAGAUCUCCAGGAAUGGAGCUGCGUGACCCUGUUUAUGAGGUUCACGAGCUCCGGCCUGCCCCCCGACCCCCCCACUCACCCCCCGACCCCGCCCGUUCCUCCUCUCUUAGGGCUGAUAUUCGUGGUGGACAGUAACGACAGGGAGCGGGCGAACGAGGCGAGGGAGGAGCUGAACAGGAUGCUGGCCGAGGACGAGCUGCGCGACGCCGUCCUGCUCGUCUUCGCCAACAAGCAGGACCUGCCGAACGCCAUGGCGGCGGCGGAGCUGACGGAGAAGCUGGGCCUGCACUCCUUGCGGCACCGCAACUGGUACAUCCAGGCCACGUGCGCCACCAGCGGCGACGGCCUCUACGAGGGGCUGGACUGGCUCUCCAACCAGCUCAAGAACCAGAAGUGAUCCAUUCCCCCCCCGGCAGGGCUGGGAUGCGCCGCCGGCCGCCGUCCUCUCCCGCGCUGCCGCGGGGCCUGUGGGCGAUCCUCUUUCUGUUCUUUUUCUCUUUUUCUUUGGUCGUACCUGAUGUGGUCGUGAACCAGCAGAUGUCAGAGGCCAUGUUAGAUGCUUCCGGGGGAAGAAAAAAUAGCAAGACCAGGUCAAAAACUAGUAUAUGUCUGGACCUAACACACUUCAUCCGGCCGACCAAUGGUGUAACUUCAUAACUCGGCCGUCCAAUAGUGUAACUUCAUCACUCAGUGACUCGGUCACAGACAUUCGCGUUUCGUAGGGCUGGCCCCCGCUGUUGCGGUCCAGCCAAAAACUGUUACGACGGCCAAUGAGCAGCAAGGUCGUGUAGCUUCUGUUAUGUGAUUUGCUUUUUCAGUCACAUGGAAGCCGUACGACCUUGCUGCUGAUUGGCUGUCUUAUCAACACCCAGUGGAUAUCAUUGAAUAUUUGUCAUUUUUCCCCGGAAGCAUUUCACAUGGCUUUUGACAUUCGGUUGUUUGCUACGGCAUCAGGUGAAAUUAAAGAUGAAGAAGACAGAAGAUCUCCUGUACGCCCCCUGGUGGCAGUUACUGUUAUUAGACUUAGAGAGAUUGCGAUUCGGUACGUCACACAGCCCUGCCACCCAUCUGUUUACUGUCUGUGUGACGGGACAGCACCAGAGCCAGCGCCCCUUCCCACCCGAAAACAGCCCCGCCUAUCCUGUCCUGGCCCCCCCUGCCCGCCCCCCAGCCUGGUGCUGUCCUGCCUGUGUGUGUGUAUGUGUGUGUGUGCGAGAGUGUGUGUGAGCUGUGAAAGGGAGCAUCUCUGGCGUGCCUUACACCCCCCCCCCCACGUCGGCUUGCCCCCCCCCCUCCACAAGGCUAAGAAAGACCCAGGAUGCAAAGUGUUCUCGCCUCUCCUUUCAAAAGGAGCAUUUUACAAACCUGAUACUGCACCAGAUUUCAAAUAGUACAGAGAUAGACAUGUUAAAGAUGUCCGUUUGAAUCCUCCCUCCCCAUUUAAAAAAAUAAAUAAAAUGAGAAAAAAAACCCACAUUGUAACCUGUAUCAGGUUGGAAGAGAAGUCAAUAAAAAGCAUUUUCCAUCCUAGAUCCUUCUUUGCAUUAUUUUGAAAAUCUUGUAGUUCUGCAGCUGUGAUUUUCCAGUGAACACUACCUUCUUCCCUUUCAUCUGAAGAUCACGAAGCACAAGAAAAACAUUUGUUGAUCUUUUUUAAAUUUAAAUUUUCUCCAUUCAGUUCAGUUUUCAUUUCAUUUUAUUUUAUUUAUUUCAUUUUUUUUGUUGCCAUUUUCAAGCUUGUAUCAAAUAAAAUGAAGGGAAGGAUCGCGGCCAUGCAGGCCGCUGGUGCCCUGACCAGUCCUGACCGGUCCUGACCGGCUCUUACAGGGUGUUCAUUAAGGAACAGUAACGCUGGUUAUUCUGUUAUUAAAGCUACUGGGCAUUCCAAGAUGGGUCACGGGACUUCAUUUUUAAAAAGGGCAGUAUGGCGGUUUUACAAAAGGCGGUUUGGCGGAUUUAGAGGGCAGUUUUGCGGGAUUAGAGAGGGCAGUUGGCGGUAUGGACGGGACCUUGUGUAGUGUGUGUUGAACGCAUGGAGGCAGCGGGUGUAGUUCAGGACCAUCAGAUCAGAUGUAGCUGAUUCCCCCCUGUCUGAGGAAGGCAUCUCUUUCUCUCACACAGUACUCAAACUUUUUUCAAAAAUAUCUUUUUUUAACGGGGGCCUUGUUGCAAUAGUCAGCGUGUGCGUUAUAAGGGGAGACGAAGGCCAUUGAUAAGGUAAUUGAUUAAGAACAGGUGAUCAGACCGAAUAACAUCGUAAGGUCAUUAAUAAGUGUUGAAUAAGUAUCGUCUGGGCUGGUCCAAGGCUGACUGCAAAUUGCAGAGGCUUCUGUGACGGCAGUGGAGGUCUGUACUGCACAGGCCCUUGUGGAAGACUAGGUAACUUCGUAUGUUCCGGCUCGUUCAGGUAGGAUGCCGUUGCUGUUGGCGACAGCGGUGUGAUUUCAUUGGCUGGUCAUGCGGUGUCUGGGGAUGCUGGGUUUGGGAUGGGGGUGGGUGUCCUGGGUCAGUGGGGCUUUUACCUUGGGCUGCUCCUACCUCCACUUUCUACUUUCUUCCUUUUUUUUUUUUCUUCUUUCUUACAUUUGUUGUUAUUGUUUAUUUAGAGUUGUUAUAAGUGUUUUUGAAUGUUAUGUACAGAACACUUUGCUUUAUUUACAUGGUCUGGUGUAGCAGGUGUUCAACUGCAAAUAAAACUCAGUGACUGGCCUAGCUGAGUUACUGGUGGUCUCAGUCUUUUUAGGGGGUAGUUCUCAUUGCGGCGGGGCUCGGGGGGGUGGGGGGGGGGGUUUACUUUUUCCGCGUUUCGCCGGAUGCGUACGCGCUCGCUACGUCGCGUUUGUCCUGGUUCUGUCUGGGGGGUGUCGCUCGGUCGUCAGGGCUGCCGGUCGAUGCUGCAGCGUGGAGCGCCGCCCUCACGUGCGCGUCUGCGCAGAUCUGCUUUUAAGCGAGCGGCUUUUUCACAGCGCUGAGUCCUGUGAGUGGUUGUGAACUGGGACCCCGCUCAGCGGUGCGAGCGGCUGUUUGCGGGGACCCUGGAGUGUGGGGAAACGGCGUGCAUGUGGGUUGAGCCCCUGUAUGAGCUCCCUGCUGGUCUGUAUCCAUCAAAGUGUAUUACACUGCCCCCCGGUGGUGGCAUAGCAUUCCUGCAGUAAGAAUUUUUUAUAUGGUGGUUUCCAUUCAAGUGGAAACCCCCCCCCCAAAACACCAGAACAACAAAACAACAAGAGGGGACCACAGUUCGCUGAGUGGCAUAAAAUUGCCAGUGUGGCUGCAGCUGCCGCAAUGAUAUAAAAAAAAAAUAAAAAAAAACUUUUUUUUUUUUGUUUCACGUUGUGAAACCAUGAGAAGCGUGUCAGAGUAAGAUGGGCUCCAGUGAUGCGCUCUCCAGGGAACAGCCUUUGUUUUCCUGUUCAGCUGAAAAAAAAGCCACCCCAAACUCAGCCGGCGCGUAAACAGAAAUGACCCGCCAUGGAAGUCUAGUGCGG
Messenger RNA from Anguilla rostrata (American eel), 3867 nucleotides. Its product is annotated as ADP-ribosylation factor 1-like. Gene Ontology annotation, biological process: vesicle-mediated transport; intracellular protein transport. The transcript is spliced from 5 exons. Bases 126 to 776 code for a protein of 216 amino acids. NCBI's taxonomy places the organism in Eukaryota, Metazoa, Chordata, Actinopteri, Anguilliformes, Anguillidae. The record is from RefSeq and is a predicted model, not a curated record. Gene Ontology annotation, cellular component: plasma membrane; cytoplasm. Gene Ontology annotation, molecular function: GTPase activity; GTP binding.